Messenger RNA from Populus nigra (black poplar), 1895 nucleotides. Its product is annotated as ADP-glucose phosphorylase-like. The transcript is spliced from 3 exons. Gene Ontology annotation, molecular function: zinc ion binding; UDP-glucose:hexose-1-phosphate uridylyltransferase activity. NCBI's taxonomy places the organism in Eukaryota, Viridiplantae, Streptophyta, Magnoliopsida, Malpighiales, Salicaceae. Gene Ontology annotation, biological process: beta-D-galactose catabolic process via UDP-galactose, Leloir pathway. The coding region runs from base 81 to 1127 and encodes 348 amino acids. The record is from RefSeq and is a predicted model, not a curated record.
UCACGCGACACAAAGGUGGUUUACCCCUCUCCCAUGAAAACCAAAGCACCAGACAUUUCUAAACCAGCACCCGGAAAGAAAUGUCACCACAAGGUCAAAAUACGGGUCGGAGGCCCGAGCUCAGGCACGACCCGGUAACAAACCGAUGGGUCAUUUUCUCACCCGCCCGUGCCAAAAGACCCACUGAUCUCAAAUCCAAAUCCCCUCAAAACUCUAACCCCAACGACAACUCCUCAUGCCCUUUCUGCAUCGGCAACGAGCACGAGUGUGCACCCGAAAUCUUCCGGGUCCCGUCUGACCCGUCCGACCCGAAUUGGAAACUCCGGGUCAUUGAGAAUCUCUAUCCCGCCCUGAACAGGAAUCUCGAGGGCCCGUGUGAUGAAAAGCAGGAUAUGGGUGUUCCGGGUCUGGCCAUGGGCGGUUUUGGGUUUCACGAUGUGGUGAUAGAGAACCCGGUUCAUUCGGUCCAUCUGUGUGAUAUGGAGGCGAGAGAUAUUGGCCAAGUUUUGCUUGCUUAUAAGAAGAGGAUUCAGCAGAUUGCUACUGUUGAAUCCAUUAAAUACGUGCAGGUGUUCAAGAACCAUGGCGCAUCUGCUGGAGCAUCGAUGAGUCAUUCACAUAGCCAGAUACUGGCUCUUCCCAUUAUUCCUUCAUCAGUUUCUGCUCGAUUUGAGGGCAUGAAUGAGUACUUUGAAAAGACAGGAAAAUGCAGUCUAUGUGAAGUUCAAGCAAAAGAACUUUUGAUUGAUGAAUCGACUCAUUUUAUCUCCAUUGUUCCUUUUGCUGCCACAUUCCCUUUUGAGAUAUGGAUUAUUCCCAGGGCGCACUCCUCUCAUUUCCAUGAAUUUGACUGUGAGAAGAUGGUUGAUCUCGGUGGAUUGCUGAAGCUCAUGCUUAGGAAGAUGUCUCUACAACUGAACAACCCGCCAUUUAACUUCAUGAUCCAGACCUCUCCCCUUCAGGUUAAAGAAUCAGAAUUAUUCUAUUCUCACUGGUUUUUACAGAUAAUACCUCAGUUGAGUGGGGUCGGGGGGUUUGAAAUUGGAACUGGCUGCUACAUAAAUCCUGUUUUCCCCGAGGAUGCUGCAAAGGUUAUGAGGGAAGUUAAUCUGCAAGUGGAGGGUUGAACUGAUCACAUUCAUACCAGUAAUAUACCUUAGAUUUACAUGAGAAGCUGAAAAAGAAGGGUAAUAAGGAGAAGAUAGUCUCAUCAAUAGGAACUGUUUUUUUUUUAUGUUGUGUUUGUGCAAGGAAAGUAGAAGCAUAUUCAUUUGAAGUGUGCGGCAAAAGCUCUCAUGUGUCCCGCAUGGCUAAUGCUUUCUUUUUUUUUCCGGCUAGUGCAUCAUGCUGUUGUUAAUAACUUAAUAAUGCAAGACAGAGAGAAAGUCAAGAGAGCAACACCUUUGAAUGACAGGAAGAAAUCGACUGUCAUGGCAUAGAAAGGAGAUCAGAUCUACUCGAACAGUUUGGCAUGACGGUAUCCAAUGCUUUCUAGUUUCUAAAUUCCAACCCCUGUUCUCUUUAAACGCUGCAUGAUUAAAGUUUUAAAUGAUGGGUCAAAAUGCCUUUGGAGUGAGAUGUCAAAAUUUCUUGGUGUUAACUAAACACCAAGAAAGAAAGUAAAAGACCAAUGGAGAAGCCAUCCUAGUCUCUUUGCCUCAUUACUCUCUCAAACCCUUUGGAGAAAGUUGAAAAGAGGAAGGGCCGAAUCAUCUUUGUCGUUUUAAUUUUUCGGUUUGAGCAAGCACGAAUAAACUUUGGAGCUACGCAUGCCCAGAAAGGGCAUGCUUUUCUCCCAUCCUAUGAUGUGCAUUUUGCUUCAACUAUUUGUUUUUUGCUGUUCUGGACCACUGUGAUUUGUGCCCAUAAAUAUUGUCGAGUGUGUUAUCGUGAGA